Molecule: messenger RNA, 1464 nt
Organism: Diversispora eburnea
Lineage: Eukaryota; Fungi; Glomeromycota; Glomeromycetes; Diversisporales; Diversisporaceae
Source: the annotation of a GenBank genome assembly
AUGUCAACCCUUUCAAAAUCUAAAAGACGCGUUUCUUACUUUUAUGAUGAGGAUGUCGGAAACUAUACAUAUGGACAAGGUCACCCGAUGAAACCACAUAGAAUGCGAAUGACUCAUGAUCUUGUUACCCCACAUCGUGCCUCUUUUAGACAAAUGACGCGGUUUCACACGGAUGAAUAUAUUAAUUUUUUGGAAAGAGUUACACCUAUAAAUGUUGAAGAAUUAUCACAGCAGCAAACAAGAUUCAACGUUGGUGAAGAUUGUCCUAUUUUCGAAGGGUUAUUCGAAUUUUGUUCAAUUUCGGCAGGUGGAUCAAUAGAUGCUGCUAAUAAAUUAACAAGUGGAGAAUCCGAUAUAGCGAUAAAUUGGUCUGGAGGACUUCAUCAUGCCAAGAGGUUUGAAGCAUCAGGAUUUUGUUAUGUGAAUGAUAUUGUAUUAGCAAUUCUUGAAUUACUAAGAUAUUAUGAACGCGUUCUUUAUGUAGAUAUUGAUAUUCAUCAUGGAGACGGUGUAGAAGAAGCUUUUUAUUCUACUGAUCGAGUAUUAACUUGUUCAUUUCACAAAUUUGGUCAAUUUUUUCCUGGCACUGGAGAUGUUUCGGACAUUGGUAUUGGUAAAGGAAAACAUUAUGCAGUAAAUUUCCCUUUAAAAGAUGGUAUGGACGAUUGGAAUUAUCAGAACCUUUUUCGACCGGUUGUUCAACAUAUUAUUGAAUGGUAUAGACCUGGUGCAAUAGUUCUUCAAUGUGGUGCCGAUUCACUUGCUGGAGAUCGAUUGGGAUGUUUCAAUCUUUCAAUGAAAGGUCACGCUGCUUGCGUAGACUUUGUCAAAGAUUUUAACAUACCACUUAUGGUGGUUGGUGGAGGAGGUUAUACAGUUAGGAACGUAGCUCGUGCUUGGACAUACGAAACAGGUUUACUUUUAGGAGAACAAUUAAAAGAAGAACGACAACGAAAUAUGCGUGUUGUGCCUGAAAACGAGUUAUCAGAUUCCGAAGAUGAAGGUAAUAGACGUAAUGAAAGAAAUUACCAUACUAAUGGAAACGGUAAGAUAGGAGAAUCUUCACCGCGUAAAUCCCGUAAAAUAUUGCACAACGAUACCGAAAUUCGCGGUUUAGGUUCGAGACCUAGUAAAAUAAGCAGACAUAGCGAACGUGGAAAAUCAACGAGAUCCACUCUUAUACCGGACGAAGUGAAUAAUAACUCUAUAUUUAAUAGAAGUAAUGUUCCAGUAGAUGUACCUUCGAUAAUGACACCUUCAAGUUCAUCUCGACCUCCAGCAGCACCUUCAGAAAUUAUAAAAGAAGAACAAGUUUCAACAUUUCCUGGAAUUCCUAUUAUUAAUCCUGAAACACCACAAGUUAAUAAUGAAAAUGAUUUACCUAACGUGGAAAAUGAAAGUAUUGCUAUGGAUAUAGAUAAUAUAGAAGCUGAUCGGAUAUUGAAAGAAACUGAAGAUGCAUAA